UAUGCAACCGGUGCGCCCGUUUCCGGAAGUGUAGCCCAGACGAACAUCGGACUGCGCCUGCGCGCUGACGUAUUCCCAAAAGCCCAAUGAACGGAGGGGUGGGCUGCUGGUGUUUGGGCCCGGUUUCCGGUUCCUGUGGGAGUUUCUGUCCGCUCUUGUGCUACGUGUCUCUGGUGAGCAGACGCGGAGCAGACAUCAUGGAUCAGGUAAUGCAGUUCGUUGAGCCAAGUCGGCAGUUUGUGAAAGACUCAAUUCGGCUGGUUAAAAGAUGCACCAAACCUGAUAGAAAAGAAUUCCAGAAAAUUGCCAUGGCAACAGCAAUAGGAUUUGCUAUAAUGGGAUUCAUUGGCUUUUUUGUGAAAUUGAUCCAUAUUCCUAUUAAUAACAUCAUUGUUGGUGGCUGAAUACCUUUUUAGAAAAGUAGUUUUCAUCUUGGGGAUUGGUGAACAAGUGAGGAUUUGAGAAGCUGUUGGAGCAGAAAUUUGUCUCUGUGUUUUAUGUUUUUCUUUCAUUUUUUUCUUCCAAGAUGUUUUCUAUUUGUAAAUUAAAAUAAUUUUAAAAUAGAA
Budorcas taxicolor (takin) is the source of this 566-nucleotide messenger RNA. RefSeq names its product SEC61 translocon subunit gamma (gene SEC61G). Gene Ontology annotation, biological process: post-translational protein targeting to membrane, translocation; protein targeting. Gene Ontology annotation, molecular function: transmembrane protein transporter activity. The transcript has 4 exons. The record is from RefSeq and is a predicted model, not a curated record. Gene Ontology annotation, cellular component: membrane; Ssh1 translocon complex. The coding region runs from base 87 to 404 and encodes 105 amino acids. Lineage: Eukaryota; Metazoa; Chordata; Mammalia; Artiodactyla; Bovidae.